AUGACUGCUUUAUUUCACAUUCUUCUUCGGUAUGAUACAGUACAAGUUGUCAUACGCACUGCAGUCACUAAACUUUUUUUCUUUGUCCCCUCAAAGGAAAGGGAGUCCCUCAAUUCCAACAUUGUCCAGUCCAUCAACCAAGCCUCAGACGAGUGGGGGAUCCGUUGCCUGCGUUAUGAAAUCAAAGAUAUUUAUGUUCCCCCUCGGGUAAAAGAGUCCAUGCAGAUGCAGGUGGAGGCUGAGCGUAAGAAGAGAGCCACAGUGCUGGAGUCUGAAGGGACGAGGGAGGCGGCCAUUAACAUCGCCGAGGGUCAUAAACAAGCCCAGAUCCUGGCCUCCGAGGGAGAGAAAGCAGAGCAGAUCAAUAAUGCGUCUGGAGAGGCUCAAGCAGUGUUGGCCAAAGCAGAGGCUAAGUCUAAGGCUAUCCGUAUGCUGUCAGACGCUCUGACCGAGCAGAAUGGAAACGCGGCGGCCUCCCUUAGCGUGGCUGAGCAGUACGUGUCAGCUUUCUCCAAACUCGCCAAAGAGACCAACACCAUCCUCCUGCCCUCCAGCACCGGGGACAUCAGCAGCAUGGUCACACAGGCUAUGACCAUUUACAGCUCAUUGGCAAAGACGAGCACACAUGUAGUGGAGGAGAAGAAGAGUGAUGAUGAUGAUGGGAACAAACCACAUCAAUAGCAGGACUCAGCGGACACAGAAUGAACUCUACUGACACAGAACCACAAGCAGCUACAGUUAUGUUUUCAGUUAUUUGGGACUCCAGGGCAUCGCCGUGAGAAAAGCUUCACACAGCUUCAACUGACAGGACAGAAGGAAAACUGACAACUUUAAAUACUUCAGGAAUGUUUUGCCGUGGAGUCUUGGAGGAAAUCAUGCCCCGUCUCAGUGGAUUUCUAAUCUUCACUGACUAUUCUUUACGUUUCGUUAUUGUCUGAUUAGGAAAUAAACACAUUUUUAGCCAAAUAUUCUCACAACAGUGACUUUGGCUGGCUGGCGAGAGGGAGAAAUAGAUGUCAGGUUUUUGGGAUUCACCAGCUUCUGGGUGCAAAACACUGUCGUGCAGUAAUGACUUAACAUCAUACGCUAAUUAUUUGUAAUUACAUAACCUCAAUUGGACUUAAAGGUUUCAAAAUAUAAUUAAAACACACAAUCUUGUUAAAUGUAUUUGACUUUUGAUACUGAUAUUGAGGGCUGUCUUACAUAAGUUUUCAGGUUUGUAAUAAUGUCUUCAGCCCUAUUGGGACCAGCAGCUUUGAGUUAAAUGUGAUGUCUGACUGUUUGCUUCAUAAUGCUGAUAAGUUUUAAAAAAUUAAGUUGAUUCACAAAAAGCAUCUCCCUAAAAACAACCCUUAUCCAGUAUCUACUUAUAUUAUUUAACAAUACCUUAUUAGUUCAUUGUAAAUACACAGCCGGCCCUAUAGGAACAAAUGUCCCAUAAUUGUCUUUUUUUUUUUUUACCUCUUAUGUCAUGAGGUUCAUGAAGUACAAGAAACAAAGAUUUGUGAAGUGGAAUUAGACUAAGUACGUUUGAAAAUAUACACGUUAGAAGAAUACUGCAUAGACGAUCCUAAAGAAACACUUGGACUUCUUCAGAUGUUAUGUUUGGGAACCCUUGACUGUAAAUGAAUGAAAUCUUACAUUAUAAUUUGAAAAAAGACGUUAAAGUUGCCCUCCAUGUUAUGGGUCACUUUUUUGGUUCGCCAAUGUACAAUUACCAUGACAAUUCAAUGUAAAAAAGGUGUUUAAUUUGGUCUGAGUGUCAAUAAAUCAAUGUAUAAAUGUUCAGCUAUUGUUUUAAAUCAGUAGAGGUAUGUUGAACUUGCCAGGGUUCAUUAUUCGUUAUAGGGAUACAUGGUAGGCGGCCUAUGGCAAAUGUAGUCGGGAAUAUUUGGCAAAAUAUAAGACGACAAAAUAAAUGCUUCAGUAUUGUAAAUGGGUAAUACUUUAAAUGGAAUGCCUUUACAUUCAAAAUCAUCUAAACAAACAAAGUAUAUCUGUUCUAGGUACAUUGUCACAAGAUUACAAUUCGCGGUGGACUGAAUUUGGUUCCUCAACAUAAUGACGGAGGGACACCUCUUUACUCACGUCCUCGCUCUCCUAUCUGUGAUAGUGUGUUUCAGCCCUUUUCUUUGCCUUACAGAGGGUCAGGAAACUUGUAGUUACAGUUUACUACGGUUUGCAUUAUAAAUUGUUUUGCGUAUUAAAUUAUAAUAAAGCGGUUCAGCACUA
This is a messenger RNA of Notothenia coriiceps (black rockcod), 2232 nucleotides long. RefSeq names its product stomatin-like protein 2, mitochondrial. Gene Ontology annotation, biological process: mitochondrion organization. Gene Ontology annotation, cellular component: membrane; mitochondrion. Bases 1 to 681 code for a protein of 226 amino acids. The transcript has 5 exons. Lineage: Eukaryota; Metazoa; Chordata; Actinopteri; Perciformes; Nototheniidae. The record is from RefSeq and is a predicted model, not a curated record.